Sipha flava (yellow sugarcane aphid) is the source of this 1370-nucleotide messenger RNA. Its product is annotated as ras-related protein Rab5-like. The record is from RefSeq and is a predicted model, not a curated record. Gene Ontology annotation, molecular function: GTP binding; GTPase activity. The transcript is spliced from 6 exons. The coding region runs from base 680 to 1294 and encodes 204 amino acids. Lineage: Eukaryota; Metazoa; Arthropoda; Insecta; Hemiptera; Aphididae.
CCCUUUCACUUUGGUACUCAAGAGGGCCCCGGCUAGACCCCCCUUCUUAAUCCGGUCUCAUUAAUGGAUAAAAUAAAAAUGUCUUUUAUCGGAUUGGCGACACGGUCGCUUAACGAGUCAAUGGAUAGCAGACCACUGGAUGGACAUUUAUUUCGAUUUUCCUGACUAAACAUUAUUAUUAUCUUUUACUUAUUUGAAGUACCGAUAUGGAAUUAAUGCUGAAAUAUUAAUACUCGCGUGACGUCAGAGCAGUGCGCAUCAGAGUUGCGUGCUUGUUUAUUUUCGUUACGUGUCUACCGGUUCGAUGUCCAAUAAGAUUACCCAGACUCCUAGGUGGCUCAGUCCUCGUUGUAUACUGUGCUCGGUCAGAGGUGAUAACCGUGGUGUUCGGCAACCGGUAUCCAGUAAAAUGGUCUUGAUCCACGAGUUGUGACAUCGUCGGCCGUCGCACGCGCUCGUUUCAAUGUGAUAUUAUGUAAUAUUAAUACAAACUAUUGAAUUAUUCACUCGUAUGGAUUAGACGCUUACAAUUAUUUUUAUUAACUAUCAAUUAUUUGAGUAUUUAUUGUUUAGUUUGUGGUAUGAACAUUCGAUAUGAUCGCUGUAUUUAAAAACGACGUAGAGGAAACACGGUUAAACACAAAUAGUUUUUAAUACCUACAAAAUAUAUACUGAAAAUAUGAAGAGAUUAACAGCGAAAUUAGUUUUUAUGGGUUCUCAAGGAGUUGGUAAAUCAAGUAUAAUUACAAGAUAUAUAAAAGGAGACUAUAGAAAGGAAUGUGAAGCAACAAUUGGUGCUUCAUUUAUGUAUGCUAAAGUUACUAUAAGAGACUAUACAAUUACUUUAAAAGUAUGGGAUACAGCUGGACAAGAACGGUUUCGUAGUUUAGUACCAAUGUAUUACAGAAAUUCAGAUGCAAUUGCUGUUGUUUUUGAUGUAUCAGAUAGAGAAUCAUUUAGACAGGUUAAAAGCUGGAUAAAUGAAGUAAAAAAGAAUACAGAUACACCUGUGGUUUAUUAUGUAGUUGGCAACAAAACUGAUUUAGUUGAUUCUAGAAUCAUUACAUAUGAAGAAGCUAAAGAAUUUGCUACUUCUGUUGAUGCUCAUUAUUGGGAAACUAGUGUUUAUUCAAAUUCUGGUAUUCAAGAUUUAUUUACAAAUAUUGGCCGAAACCUAAUAGAAAUGGUAGAAAGUUCAAAACGACCAACCAAUAUAAAACUUGAAAUUGAUCCAGAAGAAGGUCCCAAUAAUGUAAAAAUAAAUAAUUCUAAUAUAAAAUGUUGUACCAAUUGAUAUUUAUUUUUUCUUUAUCUAUUAUGUACUGUAUUGUCACAAAAUAAAUGGAAAUAUAACAUUUCUAUACUAUAUA